AUGAGCUCACCGGAGAUCGGCGUCGCGGGACUACGGCGCACGGUGGGCCAAGGAGAGGGCACGGGCAAGUGCGGCUCGGUCUCGCGAUCUCGCUGCGAGGGUUUACGGCUGCCGAGGCUGGCGAAGACGGCAGCGCACGCGGCGGAGCAGAGCAGCGAUGGCGGCGCUACAACGACGAGGGCGCGCGGGCACGCGGAAGCGAGGGAGAGGGCGGAAAGGGCACCAGCGGAUAGCUCACCUCGGGGCGAAGCUCGCGGCGGCGGUCUCAUCGGUGGAGACACGGUGGCCGCGGAAAUCGACGGCGGCGGCUAUGGCAGCGCGGCUAGGGUUAGGGGUCUAGGCGGCAGCAGCAGCUCUGCUGGGUUCCAAAGGGGCACGGUGCUUAGGGGCAAGCCCUUUAUAGGCCGUGGCCAUCCUCGGGGUCCGGCGACUGCCGAAGCGUGCCAAAUACCUGCCUCCGCCACUGAUGGCAAGUUUGGCUCGGCUCCAACUAGCGUCCAAAUACAAAUGUCGGUGGCACAAAUAGAAUAUGCAGAGACUAUGGAGAAGGGGAAGCCAAAGGCUGUGCCAGACAUACAUGGGGGGAUGGCAGAGUGCCCAGGCCACUUUGAUCACCUUGAGCUCGCCAAGCCCAUGUUCCACAUUGGGUUUAUGAAGACUGUAUUGUCCAUUAUGCGCUGCGUCUGCUUCAAUUGCUCCAAGAUCCUCGUGGAUGAGGAUAAUACCAAGUUCAAGCAGGCUCUGAAAAUCAGGAACCCAAAGAAUAGAUUAAAGAAAAUAUACGAUGCUUGCAAGACCAAAAAGGAUGAUUUGACUCAUCAAUUAGCUAUGAUAAUUCGGCAUAAUGAGAACUUGAGGAGGCAAGAGAGAAACGGAGCUCCAGCUCACAUUAAAGAGUUUGCUCAAUUGUUGCAAUUUCACAUUGCUACAUACUUUGAUAAUGAACUUCCUGGCCAACCCAGGUUGUUUUUAAAUGCUCAAGCCACACAAUGUUCUGGAAGGCCAAUUAAAUCAAUUUGCAGCAGGCUGAAAGCAAAAGAAGGCCGAGUUAGAGGAAACUUGAUGGGGAAGCGAGUUGAUUUCUCAGCCCGUACUGUUAUCACACCAGAUCCAAAUAUUAACAUUGAUGAAUUGGGUGUGCCAUGGAGUAUUGCUUUGAACCUGACAUAUCCAGAAACUGUCACUCCAUAUAACAUUGAGAGGUUGAAGGAACUUGUACUAAAUGGGCCUCAUCCUCCCCUAGGGAAGACAGGUGCAAAGUACAUUAUCAGGGAAGAUGGUCAGAGGCUUGAUCUUCGUUAUGUGAAGAAAAGCAAUGAUCAACAUUUGGAGCUUGGUUACAAGACUAGAGCAGAAGUUCUAGAAUUAUUGGUGGUGCCAAAAUGUAUUGUGUCUCCACAAUCAAAUAAGCCUGUGAUGGGUAUUGUCCAAGACACGCUGAUUGGAUGUCGCAAAAUCACCAAAAGGGACACUCUCAUUGAAAAGGACGUAUUUAUGAACAUAUUAAUGUGGUGGGAAGACUUUGAUGGAAAGAUUCCUGCUCCUUCCAUUCUCAAACCAAGGCCUAUUUGGACUGGGAAACAAGUUUUCAACUUAAUUAUCCCAAGGCAAAUAAAUUUAAUUUGGUUUUGUUCCUGGCAUUCCGACGAAGAGAAAGGAUUUGUUACUCCCAGUGAUACUAUGGUCAGGAUAGAAAAGGGAGAGCUUCUAUCUGGCACACUUUGCAACAAGACUCUUGGAACAUGCCCUGGGAGUCUGAUUCAUGUUAUUAGGGAAGAGGUUGGUCCAGAUGCUGCACGCAAGUUCUUAGGUUAUACACAGUGGCUUGUCAACUAUUGGCUUCUUCAAAAUGGUUUCAGUAUUGGAAUUGGAGAUAUGAUUGCAGAUGCAGACACAAUGAAAAGCAUUUAUCGAGCAAUUUCUAGUGCUAAGGAUAGUGUGAUGAAACUUAUUAAACAAGCACGCGACAAGAAAUUGGAAGCUGAGCCAGGACGCACCAUGAUGGAGUCAUUUGAAAAUAAAGUAAAUGAGGUUCUCAACACGGCCGCUGCUUGUGAUGGACAACAAAAUAUUGAGGGCAAGCAGAUCCCAUUUGGUUUCAGUGGUCGAACAUUGCCACAUUUCAUGAAAAAUGACUAUGGUCCUGAAAAUCGUGGAUUUGUGGAGAGCUCUUACCUUCAGGGUCUGACACCGCAAGAAAUUUUCUUUCAUGCUAUGGGUGGUAGAGAAGGACUUAUUGAUACGGCUGUGAAGACUUUCGAGACUGGGUAUAUCCAACAGAGGCUUGUGAAAGCUAUGGAGGACAUCAUGGUGAAGUAUGAUGGCACUGUAAGAAAUUCCUUAGGAGAUGUCAUUCAGUUUCUAUAUGGGGAAGAUGGUAUGUAUGCUGUUUGUAUUGAAGAACAGAAUUUGGACUCUUUGAAGAUGAAAAAGGAUGAGUUUGAUACUGUAUUCCGAUAUGAACUGGAUGAUGAGAAUUGGAGGCCUAACUACUUGAUGCCUAUCCAUUUUGAUGAUUUGAAGACCAUUAGUGAAUUCAGAAGUAUGUUAGAGGCGGAGGUUCGUAAACUAGAAGCUGACAGGUUCCAACUUGGGACUGAGAUUGCUACAAAUGGUAAUCAUACAUGGCCUUUGUCUGUCAACCUCAAGCGGCUUAUCUGGAAUGCCCAGAAGACAUUCAAGAUUGAUGUCAGAACAUGUUCUGUCAUGCACCCAAUAGAAAUUGUGGAAGCGAUAGAUAAGCUGCAAGAAAGACUGAAAGUUGUGCCAGGUGAUGAUGCUAUAAGCAUUGAGGCUCAGAAGAAUGCCACCUUGUUCUUUAAUAUCCAUCUUCGUGCCACAUUUGCUAGCAAGAGGGUCUUGAAGGAAUACAUGCUUACAAGGGAAGCAUUUGAGUAG
Miscanthus lutarioriparius is the source of this 2898-nucleotide messenger RNA. NCBI's taxonomy places the organism in Eukaryota, Viridiplantae, Streptophyta, Magnoliopsida, Poales, Poaceae. The record is from the annotation of a GenBank genome assembly.